GGCAGCGAAGUCGAAACCCCAGAAGCCGGCCCUGUUCUCGGCCACUUUCGCUUUGAUCACUUCCUCUCUCUCUUUCGUGCGUGCACACACUGGAGGAUUUAUUCCAUACACAGGCUUGGGCAGCUGGAGUGGUGCAGAGGGCUUUCGAAGUGCUGAGAUUUUUUUCCGACUGUUGAGCAGGGUACCCAGCGCGCCCCUUGUCCGAGCCCACCAUGAGAGCAGCUGCCUUCUUCCUCCUCCUCCUGCUCGGCAUGCUGAGUCAGCUCUCGCAAGCCCAGUACCACUACCAGGGCCUGAUGAACUAUCUGGAAAGCAGGAUGGUUGCCAUGGAGGAACGCAUCGCCCUUUGGCAUGAGCAGAACAGCCGCUACAACUCUGACCUGAAGCAGUUCAGGCGUCAAGCGACAGACCUCCUCGAGAAGCUGGCCAAGGACCACGAGAAGCUACAGCAGGACCUGGAGGGGACUGGGGCACGGGUGGAGCGGGUGGAGCGAGAGAUGGACUACAUCGAGACCAAGAACCCGCCUAAGCCGUGCAUCAAAGCAAAAGACAAAAUAGUCGAACAGGAGGCAGCGGUCAAGAAGAAGAAGAAGGAUCAGUUUUUUGAAGUCUCCGUUUGUGUUGAUAUCGUGUCAAAUAUCCGAGCCAUGAAGAUUUUGAAAAGGUUAGGCAGCACCAAAGGAAUGUGGACCAAGGAUUCCAGGACAUCAAAGGUCUACGUUUUCAAUGGGACUUCCGAGGACACCCUAUAUGAGUUCAGCUCGGUGAAAGAGCUCUCUGUGUCAUCAGGAAUGUCUAAGGGUAAGGGAAUCACUCUCCCUUCCACCUGGAAUGGUACUGGCCAUGCCGUCUAUAAUGGAUUCCUCUACUAUGUGAGCGAGAGCUCGGAGCUGCAGGUGAUUAAGUUUGACCUGAGGAACAGCUCGGUGGCAGACAGUGCCGUCUUCCCACUGGAGGACCGCACUCCGGUGUACACCCUCAACCCCUUGACCCUGGUAGACCUCAUUGUGGACGAGGACGGGCUGUGGGCUCUGUACCCUGUGGGUGACAACAUAAACCUAGCCAAGAUGGACCCCGACACCCUGGACAUCGAGCAGAUGUGGGACACGGCAUGCCCCAGGGGUGGCGCCGAGGCUGCCUUCAUCGGGUGUGGCACGGUGUACGUGGUAUACAACACUAGGCCCUCCAGCCGUUCCAGGGUGCAGUGUGUGUUUGACGUGAACGACAUGGUGGCCAGCGGGGAAGCGCCGCUGCUAUACUUCCCCAGGCGCUAUGGGGCUCAUUCCAGCCUCAAGUACAACCCCGUGGAGAGGCAGCUGUAUGCUUGGGAUGAUGGCUACCAGAUCCUCUACAGGUUGGCCCUCAAGAAGAAGCUGUGGGCAGUAGUGCCACCUCCAGAGGAGUGACUGCCACUCCAAAGAGCACUUACUCACGCAGCCAGGAACACCUGACCAAAAAGAUUGUACCGAGGCAAAUACUAACUCAACUUAAAAAAUGUAGCUAUUAAUUUAGUCACAUAUAAAAAAGCACAGUAUGUUAAACUCAAUAAAGUAUUUCAAAAUGUGUUUAUAGUAGUCUGGGUGAACAAUUAGACAUGGUAAGUAUUGUUCAGUCCAACAUCAGAUCCUUAAACUGGUGUAAUUAUGUAGGGGAGACAUGGUUGGUUUAUGUAUCUCCAAAGAAGCCGAGGAGCACCACCUUACAUGUAUCUCCUAGGAAGAAUGAAAUUUAAAAUCCACCCAUGUUGCUUUCUAAUAGCUGCUCCUGGUCAUACAACCUCUCAGUAUUGCACAAGGCCCUUCAUUGAGUCUGAAUCUGUGCGAAAUUGAAGUGCAAGAGAAUUAAACGACCAAACCGACAUCUUUAUUUCCGCAUGUUUGAGAUACAAGAACAGUUGUCCAACAGUUGUAUUACAAGUACAAAUUAUCAAUAUAAAACUGGAAACUUGUUACAUUCACAGGGGAGAGAGAGAGGCUGACAAACCACACAGACCAUGAAGUCAUUUGUAUCUAUUUCACAGGUUCCACCCACAACAGGAAAACAUUGGCUUUAUAUUGUCGAGCCUGAGGACAUCAUAAAUGCUGUUAGAACAGGUAGUAAUCAAAAAGGUACAGCAAGUUAUCAAGUCAUCAAGAUGUCACCUGGACUUAUUCACAAGUCUGCCAAAAUACGAAAUUUAUUUUAUUAUAUAGAAAUGUGUAAACUUCAACAAUUGUAAGAUGCGUACGCUGAUGGACGGCAUUUCCUAAGCAGAGCCCAGACUAAUCUGGAUUUCAUUUAUUUCAGCGAAAAGUGCAGCUAGAGCUCUGUGAUCCAUCUUCAGGCAGCGGCUUUUUUGAAAGCAUUUCGGACGUCGUGGGCUGAGUUGCGCCUGUGAGGGUGGUUCCGUUCCCUUAGCUCUUAUGCAGAUGUUCGGCUCACUGGAGUCCUACGGGAGCGUGCUUCCCGCACGUCCCCCCUCCGAUUCCAAAGACAGAGAACUGGACAUCUGGGGCUCUGGAGGAAACCUCCCCUCCAGUGCUGUUUCCGUGUGCUUCUCCACUGCAACCCAGGCUUUCUACUGCCAGACAAGUGCAGUCAUUCUCGCAGCACAUAACGUUUGGAUGCAACUUGCAUUUCACACACGGAGCACUACAUUCAACAUGAUACAACAUUAUGGCAUAGAACAGUGAAAAUGCACAACACAACUGUCUGCAUGAAUAAUGUGAACAGUGAGAAAAAACUAUCAGCUAUUGUCACAUAAUAGAUCAAUUUCAUACCACAAGGACUAGUAUAAUGGCAAAAUCUCCUUAUUAAAGUUUUUUUUUAGGUAAAAAAGAGCCAAAGUCAUUUAAAAAAAUUGAAACUGAAUUGCUUGUGAGCACUCUUUAAAAUCAUGUAUGUCCCUUGAAGUGACAAUGUACAAAAUUUGCAAAAGACUAUCAAUUACAAUUACAGUGGAAUAAAACCUUUUUUAAUUGCAA
Molecule: messenger RNA, 2963 nt
Organism: Electrophorus electricus (electric eel)
Lineage: Eukaryota; Metazoa; Chordata; Actinopteri; Gymnotiformes; Gymnotidae
Gene: olfml3a
Product: olfactomedin-like 3a
Biological process (GO): signal transduction
Source: RefSeq, a predicted model, not a curated record